CUGCUUGGACGAGAAGUACAAAAAGCUGCAGGGGGAAAAUGGCGUCUUCUUCUACUUGGGCACAGGACGUGAUCACGUGUGAUCUUUGUGACAACCCCACCCAGCAAUUCUGUAACAGCUGCCAGGUCAGUUUGUGUGGAGGCUGUAUAAAUAAACAUGUAGAAAGUCUGAAGUCUGAAACACAUGACAUUGUUCCUUUUAAAGACAGAAGAGAACGGCUCGUAUUCUCCUCAUGUGCUUCUCAUCCAAACCAGAAAUAUGAAGGACAUUGCCAACAGUGUGGUGUCCCCGUCUGCUUCAGAUGUCUAACAGGUCCCCACAGGGGUCAUGCUGUCAUAGAUAUGUCAGAGGUGGUACAACAGAUGAAAGAAGAAAUCAAAAAAGAAACAGAAGAAAUAGAGAAUUUUAUUUCAAGAUUCACUCUAAGUGGAGCAGACAUUGAUCAGAAGAUAUCUAAUAUGAUUGAAAAAUUUAAAACAAUGGAGAGAGAGGGAGAAAAUCUGAGAAAAACCUGGCAUAAAGAAGUAGACAACAUAUUUGACACACUACAAUCAACCAUUAGUAAAAUGAAGGAGAGAAGACUCACAGCUCUCAGAUCCCAUCAGUCCAGGCUUCAGGAUUCAGGGUCAAAAUUAGAAUUCAUAAUAAACGAAAACAAUAAAAUCCUGAAGUCCAAUAAAGUGUCUGAUGUUACAAGCCACAAAUCAGAAUUAAAGGAUUUCAGAGACAUUCCAACAGAUGUUGAUGUGAAGAUUCCUUCCCUAAAUAGCAACACAGUCCAGGGGAGAGAACUCAGCAUAGAAUUAGGAGAAUACAAGGCUACUAUUACACAGACAUCACUAUCCAGUCUGACAGAUGAAGUCUCCAUUUUAUCUGUGAGAAAAUUAUUGGAGAAUGCUAAAGUUAUUGCUACCAUUCGUACUGGAUUAAAGCCUUUAGGUCCCAUUAUCUGUAUUGAAGGCGAUGAAGCUUGGGCUUGUGGUCAAGACAAGUUCAUAAGACGUAUUGACAUACGUGGAUCUAUGAAGGAGAAGAUCAUCACCAAAUGUGAACCUUAUCCAGGUGAUAUUUCAGUGACCAGUCAGGGAGAACUGAUAAACAGUUUUAUGAAAAGUAAAACAGUGAACAUCAUCAGACAGGGGAGGAUAGAGACACUGAUUACUCUACCUCUGGGAUGGCAUCCAAUGGGACUGUGUUGUACUAGAUCAGGAGACGUACUAGUUUCUUUGCGUACUGCUGAUGGAAGUCGUUAUAAAAUAGUCCGCUAUCAGGGACAAACAGCAACACAAGAAAUAGAUAAAGAUGACCGUGGACAAAAUAUAUUUAAAGGUGGGAAUGGUGGAGUUCUUAUGAAGGAGAGUAAUAAUGGGGACAUUUGUGCUGCUGAUUUGAAUGCCAAUAUAGUGAUAGUGAUGGACAAGACAGGAAGAGUCCGAUUCCGUUAUGAUGGUACACCAGCCAGGAGGAAUAAUCCAUUCCGACCUGUGUACAUUAGUACAGACUCACUUAAUCAGAUCAUAAUAACUGAUCUUAAUAAUGACUGUCUUCAUAUCUUAGAUCAGAAUGGACAGUUUCUAAAAUGUAUAGACAAUUGUGGACUUCAGAGUCCUGCUGGACUGAGUGUGGACAGUAAGGGGAGGUUGUGGGUAGGGUGUUUUCAUUCAGGUGAUGUAAAAGUGAUCCAGUACAUGGAGUAAAAUAAAUAUCUAAUAUAUACAUAAAAGUCAACUAUGAAUUUUUUUCAUUAAAAUGAGAAAUGGGUAUUUUAGUAGAAUAUGAUACGAAGUGUGUGACAAUAUAUAUACAAUUUUGAAUGUACAAACUGUUUAUAACAAAAUAUGAAUGUGUAAAAUGGUUUUAUUUAAAAACUUUUGAAAAU
Molecule: messenger RNA, 1879 nt
Organism: Saccostrea cuccullata (small rock oyster)
Lineage: Eukaryota; Metazoa; Mollusca; Bivalvia; Ostreida; Ostreidae
Product: tripartite motif-containing protein 3-like
Exons: 2
Coding region: 39-1697 (552 amino acids)
Molecular function (GO): zinc ion binding
Source: RefSeq, a predicted model, not a curated record